Messenger RNA from Loxodonta africana (African savanna elephant), 7792 nucleotides. It is a transcript of the gene SMYD2, whose product is annotated as SET and MYND domain containing 2. The transcript has 11 exons. The record is from RefSeq and is a predicted model, not a curated record. Gene Ontology annotation, cellular component: nucleus. The coding region runs from base 6343 to 7392 and encodes 349 amino acids. Lineage: Eukaryota; Metazoa; Chordata; Mammalia; Proboscidea; Elephantidae. Gene Ontology annotation, molecular function: histone methyltransferase activity; protein binding; protein-lysine N-methyltransferase activity.
AGUCCCCAAUGUCCCUCUCUUUCUCAUCCUGGCAUUCCCUAGUGCCCUCUGCAGCCAAAGCCGGAAAGUUCAGUGGUGGUGUUGGAUGCGUGUGGACCCAGGACCCACAGGCAGCCGGUGAUAGGCAGAAAUGGUUUGGGGCCACAUGCUGCGGGACUAGAAAUGGGGGCAGGAGUAGUGGACACCUAAGGACAGCCUGUUAGCUACAGAUGGGUCUAUUACCAAGGUUGACAGCUUGCCCCCAAGGGUGCUGGCAAGAGGUAGAAAAUGCAGAUGUGACAAAUGAAAAAUAUUAAAAUGCUGUCUUUAAAAAGUAUUGUCACGGGUCUGUCUUUUAUAAAUCCACACCUCGCCCUUGGGCAGUUUGAACCCAGCCUGAUUGCAGCUGGACUUAGCUGACCCUUGGCAUAGCCUUUAUAUAGUCAGAGGGUGGGUGCGCCCUGGACCUGGUGCCUCCGAAGCAUCCAUGCAGAGGGGCCCAGGAGGCUGGUGGCGCGUCGGCCACACACCAUCCUGCUGGAUGGCUGUCUCAGGUGAACCCUUUAACGGGGAAGCACAGGCUUGAGGAGCUCGGAGGAGGUCUAGCUAGGCUCUUGGAGGGACAAGGAGCAACGUUUCCCCAAACUAUUCUGAUAGGCGCUAGUUCCAUAGUGUCUGUAGGUGUUCUAUGGAAUAUGAGUUCCGUGUUUAAACAGUUUGGGGGAACAUGGUCUCUUUCCUUCAGCACCUUUCGGAGUCUUCAGAAUACCCGUGUGCAUGAUGAAUUCUUCAGCACUUUUGAUCUUCGUCACCCCACCCAGCCUUCCGUCUUCCCUCUCUUGUGAGGAAACCUAUCAGUGCAGCUGCAGGGGGGCUGUCAUACGUUUUCUGCACAUCGGUACCUCUUUUUGUUGUUGUUCCUUCCACAUCCAGGGUCUUCUCCUCUCUGCUUCCCAAGCCAUCUAUAUCUGAUUACUACCGUUUCAUUUUUUUCUUCCACUCCUCUUUUUCUGUCACCUCCCUACGUCUUUGGCCCCGAAAGUCCCCCAAAACCCAUUGCUGUUGGGUUGAUUCUGACUCCUAGUGACCUUAUAGGACAGAGUAGAACUGCCCCAUGAGGUUUCAAAGGAGCAGCUGGUGGAUUUGAACUGCCAGCCUUUUGGUUAGCAGCCUUAGCUCUUAACCACUGUGCCACCAGGGCUCCCCAGAGGACAUUAUUUAGCAGCACAGAGGUUGCUGAGCCCUGGGGUCUCGUCUGACUGUUGUCGGUAGGCCAAGGCAUGGCUUGGGAAAUUUAGACCCCUCCCUUGGCCCUGAAGACCAUACACGUAAUUCACUCCCUGUGCCUCGUGGCCGGCUUCCGUAGGUUGUCAGCUGUGUCACAGGGAGACUACACAUGGGGCUUGUCAUUGAGUUUUCGGAGAGUAUGCCUUCUUUGAGGAGAUCAUGCUUUGUUCCCACCAACUGAGGCUAGAUUAUCAGUGGUUAGACUGUAGAGAUCAGUGGGCCCUGAGAUGGUCAGGGGACAUGAUUUGAGACCAGGACUGCCAGAUAAUUUAGCCGUUUCUGUACUUAAGUUAGACACUUCUAGAAAAAUUAUCCCAUUAAGUCCUGCCUUAAUGAACCUUAAUGAUCCUUAGAGAAGCAAACGUAGUAAAUCAAAUACAGCCCAGGCAACGUGGCAUGAAAGAGUAGGAAGACAUGGUCCCCGCUGUGCUGCUUACCAGCUGAGCUUAGCAAGUCGCGGGACGUCUCUUAGUUUCAGCUUCUUUAAAUGUAAACUGAGGAGAACAGUGCCCAGCUUGAGGAGUUGUAAGGGUCAAGUGAUAGGGUGGGUACGAAGGUUCUCUAUAAACCAGGAAGCUCUGUACAGAUGUGAAGAGUUAUUAUAAUAACGCUGAAGUAGAAAUCAGGCCGACGGAAACAAAGCUUUGUGCAAAGAAUAAACAGCAGAUGUUAGAUUUGAGGACUUGUUUUGUUAACUUAAGGGAAUGGAUGGAUUCUAAGGACCUGAAGGCAGGAGUGGCGUACGUUUGUGUGAGCGAUGUCUGUUACAGAGUGAACCUUAACUGUUGCGCUUGGCUGCAGACACAUCCGUAAUAUAGAGUAUCGGAAUGUUGAGAUGCAGAGAGAUGUACCUCUGGUCUCCCCAGCCGCUGAGCUGCCCAGCUGCUUUACAUGAGGCCUCACCAGGUGGCCUAAAGCCCCCAGACCCUAUUUUUCCAGACUGGCAGACUCAGAAACCUCAUCUAUUAGCGUACAGUGAACGGGCCCUCCCCUGGGAGAGGGCUCACAUUAACCAAAUACACCAACUUGUAUGUACUGGAAACCAAAACCAAACCCACCACUGUCGAGUGGAUUCCAACUCAUAGUGACCCUAUAGGAUGGAGUAGAGCUGCCCCAUAGGGUUUCCAGGGCUGCAGUCUUUACAGAUGCAGACUGCCACGUUUCUCCCAUAAAGCGGUUGGUGGGUUUGAACUACUGGCCUUUCUGUUAGCAGCUGAGCGCUUUAACCACUGCGCCAUCAGAAUGUCUGUUUAUAGCACACAGUUUGAAGUCUGCACAUCAGGGUUCAAAUCAUCAUGAGAAGAUUUAUGGUAGAAAUAGUUAUAUGAUUGUCGUGUUCAGAGGCCUCAGGCUAAGACAGUGUGUGGUUCAGCCUCCUGGUGGGGAGUUUACCUGCUACUCACCCAGUUCCGGGUCCGGAUCGCCUCAGCCCUGGAGAGCACUCUGGCGAGUCCAUUUUUCUAUCUUCUGUUACGUGUCUAGUGACUGAAGUGCCCUCCUAAUCACAGGUGAUGAUACAACUCUUGAAGCCUCUUAUUUCCAGAGGUGGGAGGCUGGGCUUGACCUGUAAGUUUCAUUUUUGCUUGAUCUGUAUCCUUUUGCUGAGGGAAGAGGCUAAUGGCCAUUAAGGUUUUUGCGUCCUUUAAUACUGAAGAACUAAAUGAGUGUGAGACACUGUAUUAUUAUAAUGAGAUACAUUGUUGUUGUCGUUAGGUGCCGUCCAGUUGGUUCCAACUCAUAGUGACCCUGUGUACAGCAGAACGAAACACUGUCUGGUCCUGCACCCUGCUCACAAUCGUUGUUAUGCUUGAGCCCAUCUUUGCAGCCACUGUGUCAGUCCAUCUUGAGGGUCUUCCUCAUUUCCGCUGAUUCUCUACUUUACCAAGCAUGAUGUCCUUCUCAGGGACUGGUUGUUUCUAGUAACAUGUCCAAGAUAUGUGAGAUGAAGCCUCACCAUCCUUGCUUCUAAGGAGCACUCUGGCUGCACUUCUUCCAAGAUAGAUAAUGAGACAUAGCAGUCAUAAGGUUAAAAAAGAAAAAAAAAAAGUGGCUAGAAAUAAGAGGACGUAAAGGGCUUCACAUGUGGAAUCAUUAGGGAGGAACCAGACAUUUGCUCCAGAUAAAAAUGUAUUCAGGGUUGAGCUUAAGGUAAUACUUGGAUGGGAUCAAAGUAGAGGAUAAAAAGUGUCACACAAAGAGAGGCGAUGAAGGUAGUUGGCGUGGUUCUCCACCUAAGAAGGCGUGGUGCUCAGCUGCUGGCAAUUAACUGGGCCUUCUUCAAAGCAGGACCUCACCCACCUGCAAUCCUUGGUGCUCAGGACCAUACCGCAGGUUGUUGACCUGGAACAGAGGCUACCUGGUCCAAACCCAUCAUUAGAUAAGAAACCAGUGUCCAGAGUGGUUCAGUGACCUCCCACACAGUGGCAGAGCUGGACUAGACUUGUACAAACUGCUAGGGAGUGCUUUCAGUACCUUACAACACUGUGCGUGGGAGUAUCCAGGGCCCUCUAGGAGAGCAGGCAUGAUUCAGGGAUGGGUUACCCAAUAAGCAAGGUGCCACCAAACCAAAUCCGUUGCCAUCGAGUUGAUUUGGACUCAUAGCGACCCUAUAGGACAGAGUAGAACUGCCCCAUAGGGCUUCCAAGGGGAGGCUGGUGGAUUCCAACUGCCAACCAUUUGGUUAGCAACCAAGAUCUUAACCACUGUGCCACCAGGGCCCCAAGCAAGGUAUGCACAGGCCCCAUUGUGCCUUCCCCCUAGUCUGCAGUGCACAAUUUCACCUGUCUCCUACCACAUCGAUGAUGUGGUGAGAACCAUGUGAAAUUGCUUACCACGGAUUAGCAAUAAAUACAGUUAAGUCCAUGUGUACCUUGUUCAGUGCAAGCCGGUGCAUGCUGUGCUUACUGGUUGGGCCACCCCUGUAUGGGAAUAUGUCGGAGAAAUGGAGGUGGCCUUUAAUGGAUGUGAAAGGGAAGAGCCUCCCCCAGCGCCCUUGUCUUUACCAGAAACGCCUCCAGGAGCCCUAAGAUACGCUUUCGUUCUUCAGAGUCGCAUCUUCCCUCUGCACAGGACGUCUUAGCAAAUCCCAGGCCCUGUGUGUACCCUCCUCGAGCCCACCACUGCAUUAGGAUUCUCUUUAUUUUACACAAUUUGGUUCUGUUUUGUUCUCUUUACUUCCCUCUCAGUUCAUUUGUCGCAGUGUGGUCCUGCAAGAGGAGAGAUUUUAACUGACAAUGCCUAAAAGGAUAAAGGGGAGAAUAGAAAAGAAACCAACUGCCUUUUUACCAAGGCUUAUUACUUUGUAACCUACGGGUUUUAACAAAAUCUAUUUUUAUAAAUAUGCCUGGAAAGCUAAAUAUAUUGUUAAGUCGCUUAGAUUUAUUAAAUUGUACCAUGUCAUGUUUAAGAGUUUCAGGAUGUUAUUGUAUAAUCACUGAAUGUUCUGGGGUAUAUUUCUCAACUGUAACCAAUAGAAAAAACCUAUUUUUGCUAAGUAACUGCAGCAAAUGGGUUUAAUGAGUGUGCUUUUGAAAGUAGGAAGAGACAUCCCCUGAUGGGGACAGAAAGAGCAUGUGUGAAAGACUGAAGAUACGGGAAGACUCUAGAUGUGUCAUUGACUAAAAAAAUUACUCAAGUGAAGAAAAAAUUUAAUAAAUGCUCACAUGACCAUGUCAUCUUUGUGGGUGGGGAGUGGGUAGGAAACCCUGGUGGCGUAGUGGUUAAGUGCUAUGGCUGCUAACCAAAGGGUCAGCAGUUCGAAUCCACCAGGCGCUCCUUGGAAACCCUAUGGGGCAGUUCUACUCUGUCCUAUAGCGUCGCUAUGAGUCGGGAUCGACUCGACGGCACUGGGUUUGGUUUGGUAGUGAGUGGGUCUUGAGUCAUGUGUUCAGUCGUGGUUAGAUUCACUUGUCUCUUAAUCCAGACUUUGGAAGCAUCUUAAAUUUGGAUGACUUUUUUCUCCAUGUUGAACGUCACCAUUAGGGAACAAGCGAGUUUGAAUGACUGAGCUCAGCUGUCACAUGCUUCCUGGGAAGAUAAAACGGAGCGUAUGUCCUAGUGAUGGCUCAGCGGCAUCCUCCAUCUUUGUGUGAGGUGGUCAGCAGGUACUGGAUCUUUUUUGCGCUGUCCCUCUUGAAGAUAGUGGUAGUGGUACCUCAGGAAUCUUAUGAGAUUUCCUUACUGUUCUACAUUUUAGGAACUCACACAUACACAUAUACAAGUAGACUGUGCUUGUUUGAAAAGCUCCAGGAGAGCAACGUUGUUGUUAGAGGCUGUCAAGUUGGUUCCGACUCGUAGUGACCCUGUGUACUACAGAGCAAACACUGCUCUGUCCUGCGCCAUCCUCACAGUCAUUGUUAUGCUUGAGCCCAUUGUUGGAGCCACUGUCAGUCCAUCUCAUUGAGGGUCUUCCUCUUUUUCUCUGUCCCUCGACUUUACCAAGCAUGAUGUCUCUCUUCAGGACUGAUCCUCCCGAUAACAUGUCCAAAGUAUGUGAGACGCAGUCUCGCCACCCUUGCUUCUAAGGAGCAUUGUGAUUGUACUUCUUUCAAGACAAAUUUGUUUUUUCUUCUGGCAGUCCAUGGUUUAUUCAAUAUUCUUCCCCAACACCAUAAUUCAAAGGCAUUGAUUAGAAACACCAAAUGCUAAAGUUAGAAAAAGGAGCUUCAUGAUAAAAUCCAAUCUUCUUAUCCAGAAAGGCAACACACCAUUUCUUUAGCAGAAAACGAUAACAAAACACUCCUUUCUUUCAGUGUCAGAAAUGUUGGUGCAUCAUGAGAUAAUUUUGCAACUUUUUAUACAUCCUUAGGCAUUUUUGUUCAUGCACAAAAUGAAAGUCCUUCAGAGUAGUUACUCCACUGGCCAAAAGGAGUUAGAAGUUUUAAAAGAGGACCAUCCGUGCCAAAAAUCCCGUAUCUUACUUUCAUAUAGAUUUGAUGACUGAAGUUUAUUACCAGAAAAUCUGUGCUCAUUAUGGAAAAACCAGAAAGGACAGAAGAGAAUCUGCUAAAGAAGAACAGAAAGAGCUGCUUCCCCAGAGAAAACCACCAGUAACUCUUUGGUAGAGAAGACUGGCCCAUGCACAAACUGGAGUGCACUCCCAUGGUUGUUUUUGGGGAGAACUGGAACCCCUCGGAGACUGUCAGGCUAACAGCAAGGAUUCUGGCCAAACAGAAAAUCCACCCAGAGAGAACACCAUCAGAGAAAUUGUUAGCUGUCAAGGAGUUUGAAUCACAUCUGGAUAAGUUAGACAAUGAGAAGAAGGACUUGAUCCAGAGUGACAUUGCUGCUCUCCAUCACUUUUACUCCAAGCACCUAGAAUUUCCCGAUACCGAGAGCCUGGUAGUACUUUUUGCACAGGUUAACUGUAAUGGCUUCACGAUCGAAGAUGAAGAACUUUCUCACGUGGGAUCAGCAAUAUUUCCUGAUGUUGCGCUGAUGAAUCACAGCUGCUGCCCCAAUGUGAUUGUGACCUACAAGGGGACCCUGGCAGAAGUAAGAGCUGUACAGGAGAUCAGCCCAGGAGACGAGGUAUUCACCAGCUAUAUUGACCUCCUGUAUCCAACAGAAGACAGGAAUGACCGGCUGAGAGAUUCUUAUUUCUUCACCUGUGAGUGCCAGGAAUGUACCACCAAAGACAAGGAUAACGCCAAGGUGGAAAUCCGGAAGCUCACUGAUCCCCCAAAGGCAGAAGCCAUCCGUGACAUGGUCAGAUAUGCCCGGAAUGUCAUUGAGGAAUUCCGGAGAGCCAAGCACUACAAAUCCCCUAGUGAGCUGCUGGAGAUGUGCGCGCUCAGCCAGGAGAAGAUGAGCUCGGUGUUUGAGGACAGUAACGUCUACAUGCUUCAUAUGAUGUACCAGGCCAUGGGCGUCUGCUUGUACAUGCAGGACUGGGAGGGCGCCCUGCGGUACGGACAGAAGAUCAUCCAGCCCUACAGUAAGCAUUAUCCUCUGUACUCCCUCAACGUGGCUUCCAUGUGGCUGAAGCUCGGAAGACUGUACAUGGGGCUGGAAAACAAAGCUGCAGGAGAGAAAGCCCUGAAGAAGGCCAUUGCCAUCAUGGAAGUAGCGCACGGCAAAGACCAUCCAUACAUUUCUGAAAUCAAACAUGAAAUCGAAAGCCACUGAAACUAUGCAACAUCUUAGUUUGUAUUUAAAUGCUAGUGCAGAAACCUUAAAGAUUUCAAAUAUUUCAUAUCUCACACAUCAGUCCAGUAUUUCUGUAAAGAAAAAAUUGGAUUGAAAACACUACAUGCACUUAAACCAUUGCUUUCCUGGAGGUUGGCCUUAAUCUUUAACCUUAAUAUCGAAUUAAUAUUCAAAUGCUAUUUUUUCCCUAAGAGAUACACCGUGGCUUCACGUAAUAUACUUUGGACACGUCGCGUUUAAAAGAUGCAAUUAUUUUUUCUUUUGCGCCUGUUCUUUGGAUAGAUUUUUAAAAAUGUGAUUAUUUUCCCCUUCAUGCCUGUUGUAAUGUUCUGAACAAACCUGAAUGCUGGAGGAGAAUAAAAAAGAUAACGGUAUUGGA